Molecule: messenger RNA, 1176 nt
Organism: Aspergillus nomiae NRRL 13137
Lineage: Eukaryota; Fungi; Ascomycota; Eurotiomycetes; Eurotiales; Aspergillaceae
Product: putative aldose 1-epimerase
Exons: 2
Coding region: 1-1176 (391 amino acids)
Biological process (GO): glucose metabolic process; beta-D-galactose catabolic process via UDP-galactose, Leloir pathway
Molecular function (GO): carbohydrate binding; aldose 1-epimerase activity
Source: RefSeq, a predicted model, not a curated record
AUGCAUCUUAAAUCAUAUUUGUCUGCUGCCCUUUAUGGGCUACCGGCGCUGGCUCUAGAUGCGGCCGCAUCGUCUACUUCAAAUUCGCCUGCUGUAGAUCCAUUCAAAGUCUACACCAUCACUGCGGAGAAUAUCACCGCCAAGUUGAUUCCAUAUGGAGCGCGUCUGACUUCUCUACUCGUGCCGGACCGCGAUGGCAACGAACAAGAUGUAGUCGUCGGCUAUGAUGACCCUAAGGAUUAUUUGAAAGACACUGAGACCGACCACACAUUCUUCGGCGCUGUUGUCGGCCGUUAUGCCAACCGCAUCAAAAACGGCACCUUCCAAAUAGAUGGAGACAACGAUGUCGGUUAUGAUCAGCGCAACUGGACUGUCACAGCUCAAUCUGAUUCUUCCAUCACUUUUACUCUGCUUGACCGCGCGCUGGAGGGCUUCCCUGGAGAUGUCAUCACUCACGCCGUAUUCAGCGUUGAUUCUGAUGUCACUGCCGAGAACCCCAAGGGUCUGCCGCAGUUGACCACCAAAUUAAUCUCGUUGGCCCUGACGGAGAAGACUCCCAUCAUGACUGCCAACCAUAUCUACUGGAAUCUCAACGCGUUCAAGGAGACCAAUGUGCUGAAUGACACCUUCCUCCAACUACCGCUAUCCAAGCGGCUCGUCGGUACGGACGGCAUCCUAAUUCCCAACGGAACCAUCCUGGGCGUCGACUCGUACGACGGAGCAGCGGACUUCACCACUGGAAAGCUUGUGGGCAAGGACAUCGAGAAAGCAGCAGGACUGUGUGGAACGGAUUGCACAGGCUAUGACAACUGUUUCAUCGUGGAUCGCGACAACGCAUAUGGCUCAAGCAACUCUAUGGUGCCAGUUGUCCGUAUGAACUCCAGCACAACCGGAAUCAGUAUGGAGGUGGCUUCAAACCAACAGGCUGUUCAGAUUUACUCCUGCGUUGGUCAGAAGGGUAACAUUGCCAUCAAGCCGUCCCAGGCUAAGCGGAACAAGGAAGAAGGUAUCGAGGGCGCAAAGGCCGUUAACAAGUAUGGGUGCAUCGUUAUCGAGACCGAAGGUUGGAUUGAUGGAAUCAAUAAUCCUGAGUGGGGUCAACUGUCAGACCAAAUCUAUUCCCCCACCGGAGCUCCAGCAGUCAACUGGGCUACGUAUAAGUUUGGUACUGUCUAA